AUGUGGCGCCAAGGUUUCAAUGUGACAACUGCAAAAAACGAUUUAAGCAUCGACAUCACUUGCGAGAUCAUCAAAGGACUCAUUUAUAUUCCGAUUGUGCUUUUGAGAGUUUUGAGCCCCAACAUUGAAUAUUGGUAUUACUCUGAAGAACAUAAUGCAGCGUGGAUGCUGGAAAAAAAUACUAGAAGUCUGGAGCAGAGAACUCUGCAAUCUGGAUCAAAUCUUCGGAAAUCUUAUAGAUGGAAAUUAUCUAGUGUGGCAGCUUCAUCAACAGAAAUUCAGCACGAAAGUGGAGAUCAAUUAUUUGUUUGCUCGAAGUGCGGUAUAGAUUAUGGCUAUCAGGGGAGUUUCGAACCAGCAUUGAAUUAUCCAGAAUCGAUCGAGAAGAGGAAUGUAUUAGUUUGUCCAAAUUGUGGAAAAGAAUAUACAUUGAGAAAGAAUUGGCAAACUGGUGAUCAGGUGUAUUACCAAACAAGGUUGAAUAGGCAACAUUUGAAGGCAGCGACGGGUAAUCAACCACUUGGUCACGUUUGUCAAAUGUGUGGCAAAGCUUACAAACAGAGAUACAAUUUAACGAGACAUUUGAAAUAUGAAUGUAAUCGAAAUCCUCGUUUCAAAUGUCCGCUUUGCAUUUAUCAAGCCAAAAGAAGAGCACAUAUAAUUAGUCACGUGAAAACUGUGCAUGAUUGUGUCGACGCGUAUGCAAUUGAUUUAGAACCUGACUCUUGA
Molecule: messenger RNA, 729 nt
Organism: Belonocnema kinseyi
Lineage: Eukaryota; Metazoa; Arthropoda; Insecta; Hymenoptera; Cynipidae
Product: gastrula zinc finger protein XlCGF8.2DB-like
Exons: 4
Coding region: 1-729 (242 amino acids)
Biological process (GO): regulation of transcription by RNA polymerase II
Cellular component (GO): nucleus
Molecular function (GO): DNA-binding transcription factor activity, RNA polymerase II-specific; RNA polymerase II transcription regulatory region sequence-specific DNA binding
Source: RefSeq, a predicted model, not a curated record